AUGUACACGAUGCUGCGGGCGAAGACCCGCAUACCUCAGUGUACAUACACUCCCACCUUCGCGCAGCAGUGGUGUCGAGGAGAAGCACGUCGACGGCGCGCGCGCGGCAGCGGGAUUCCUCCGCGCGGGGCCUGGCGGGCUUUGAUGUCGCUGUACAGGAUGAUGCGACGGAUCCCCGCAUUUGACAGCAGGCUGCAUGAACGUAAAAUGUCGGAGGUCCUCGCUGAGUUCUUUGAUCGCCGAUGGGACCCCCUGGCAGCGCCUCCAGCGCCGCCCCUUGCGCGCUCCGCGUGCCAGGGAGGGGGGGCCAGCGCCGAUCUGCGCGGACCUCCGCAAGUGUAA
Molecule: messenger RNA, 342 nt
Organism: Prorocentrum cordatum
Lineage: Eukaryota; Dinophyceae; Prorocentrales; Prorocentraceae
Source: the annotation of a GenBank genome assembly